AUGACGACCGCCGGCUCCCCCCUCCCCGGCACCGGCCCCCUCACCCCCUCCGAAAUCGCCUUCCUCGCCGAGUCCCAACCAAUCACCAUAAUCCCGCGCCAGCGCCUCGACCGCCUCCCGCUCAUCUCCGGCACCCUCCCCGCCUUCCACCCUCCCCAGCGCGCCACCGUCCCCCUCUGGCUCGCCCUCCUCCUCAAGCGCCAACGGCGCUGCAACAUCCUGCCCCCCACCUGGCUCACCCCCCCGCAGCUCGAUCUCGCGCUCAAGGCCGAGACCGACUCGCCGUUCUUCAGCGCGCUGCCCUUCCGCUGGCUCGAGACGGCCGAGCUGCUGCUCGAGGUGGCGGGCGACGACAUUGGCGACGUGCGCGUGCAGCUGCGCGAGCUGCGCGAGGUGCGGCAGGGCAAGGUGCGCGAGGGCGUGAGGAAGGGCGUGGAGGGCACGUAUGUGAUGAUGAAUGGGCUGGGCGCGAUGGAGAUUGCGGAGGUGAGGGGCUUUGUGGCGGGGGUUGUGGAUGGGGUGAGGAGGAUUGGGGGGAGUAGGGAGGAGGGGAGGAGGAGGGGGGAGGAGGAGAGGGGGGUGGGUAUGGAGGAGGAUGAUGAUGAGGAGGAGGAUUAG
Messenger RNA from Morchella sextelata, 618 nucleotides. RefSeq lists its product as uncharacterized. Lineage: Eukaryota; Fungi; Ascomycota; Pezizomycetes; Pezizales; Morchellaceae. The record is from RefSeq and is a predicted model, not a curated record. Gene Ontology annotation, cellular component: nucleus; GINS complex. The transcript is spliced from 2 exons. Gene Ontology annotation, biological process: DNA replication; double-strand break repair via break-induced replication. Bases 1 to 618 code for a protein of 205 amino acids.